Parnassius mnemosyne (clouded apollo) is the source of this 2810-nucleotide messenger RNA. The record is from the annotation of a GenBank genome assembly. Lineage: Eukaryota; Metazoa; Arthropoda; Insecta; Lepidoptera; Papilionidae.
AGUACGCGACCGGCAUCUGUGUUUGGUGUUAUAGAGACUUGGUUGUGUCAUUGAAAAAAUGCCUGAAGCUCAUCCAGCCUUCGUCAAUGCGGGGAAGAAACAAGGUUUAGAAGUUUGGAGGGUUGAAGUAAGUAAUAUUUUGUAUCUAGAAUCUAGAUUAAUAUUCUAAAUUCUAGAUUUUCAUUUAUUACGUAAGCGUGACAAACGAGCAUACAGAGUCCAUCUGGAUGUUACAGCCCAUAGACAUCUACAUCUAUCCUCGAUUAGGAAUCAAAAUGCAGAUGCGUUGUCACCUCUGAGGACUAAGAUGGAACGCCUCAUUUCUAGUAAAAGGGUCUCCGGUUCUCUACACUUACCAUAAUAAGCACUGCAGCAUUACGAAGGUGACACUGAAAGUUUUUAGAAAAUUAAAAACUGAACAAACUAGGAAGUUAUUAGUUUUAUAAUAUCUUCUCAAAAUUGUGUCCAUUUACAUCAAUACAUCGCUGCAUCCGAUGGAACCACUGAGAAUAGCACUUUGCCCACUCGUCCUCAGAGGUCUCUUCGACGGCAUUUUGAAACGCAGCCAUUACUUCCUCGGCGUCCAUAAAAUGUUUUGCUCGAAGUUUUUCUUUUAUUUUCGGAAAUAAAAAAAAAUCGCAAGGUGCGAGGUCGGGGCUAUAGGGCGGGCGAUGGUAAGUGGAUGAUGUGGGCCAUAAACAUUUUUAACUAUCCUCGACUAAGAAUCCCUGAGGACUAAGAUGAAAUGCCUCGUUUCCAGUAAAAAGUGUCUCCGGUUCUCUUCACUCACUAUACGAAACAUAGCAGUAUUGUGCUGCUAUUUUACGCUAGUAUUCUGAUUCCGGUCGAGCCCACCCAUUUGUGUUAACACUAUAAUGUAGCUGCAGCAUGGCUCUCUCACAUUAUACACGCAUAAUAUCGAUUAUAUACGAGUAAAUAAUUUACGUAAUACACACAUAAUAUGCAUAUAUGUAGUAUAUAAAUGGAUUCAUGGUUUAUAAUGACCCAUGGGAAUGAGGUAAUCGCUUCCAAACUGUUUCCAUAAUAAUUUUAUAACUGUACAAAUAAUUUUACCCACACCCUCUAACUAAUAAGUGGACGCUGACACUUUUCAUCUAACUUCUAUUAAAAAUCAAAAUAUAUGUGCGUUGUCAUCUUUGAAGACUAAGGCCUUGUCCGCACUGCGAUAUUUCACCGCGCGACUUUUAUUCUGGUGUACAGUUGACCCGCGGUAACCCGACAAUCGUUUUGCAAGGCGGUGUCGGAUUACCAAAUUUGUCGGACUAUAGAGUACUGCUACAGACCCCUGAUAAUCCGGAACUUUUUGAAAAAGAGUACCUUGUAAACCGAAAAAUUAUAUCAAAUAUAAGAUAAUAAAAGUUAAAAAAAAUCAUGUGAUGCACAAUGAAUACCUAAACAGUAAAAAAUGAACGCCCGCUAGGCCGCUACCAUAGUCACAUUCAAACUAAGACCAGACGCAUCCAGCAUAAAUUCUUGGAGGCGCAAACUGGUUACAACCUGUUUGUCCACGUAUUCGGGAAGAACACCUCCCCCGUGAUGGAUUCGUAACGCGAUUCGACUGUACCCCAUUGUAGGCAUGUCGGAUUACAGGGGGUCUACUGUAUUAUAUUCCGUGGUAGGAAUUACACCUUCCCGUUCCAAUUCCCCGUUGAAACGCACGUCUAAAAAUGAACAAGAGAUUUUUUUUUAAUUUACCUGAUACUACGGCGGUGGCGUGAUAGACGUAUCAAAAGAUGUCAUGAACAUUGGAUUCGCUAAUUUACGGCCUUGAGACCUAUGAAAGUAUUUUCUACAUAAAACAUCAAAGGCUGCGAAAAUAUAGUAAAAAGUUUUUCGGAUAUUACAGAAUGACUAUAAAAUCAUUCGAUAAUUUACUACGACUUGUUGAUUGGGCGAUUACCUAUCAAGAUACGAAAUGGACAAAAAUAAUUUUAGCUGGAGAGAGACGUGAAACGCGCGAAUUUUAUUCCGUAGUGCGGACAUCGCACCGCUUCGCGUUCAAUUUGCAAUCAAAUCACAGAUUAUUUUCCCGCGCGAUUUUUUACCGCCAGUGCGGCUACUCCUAUAAGAUUCUGUGUGUACAGAAUUGCAAGAAAAAAAUCGCGCGGACAGGGUCUAAAAAUGGUUUCCGGUUCUCUACACUCACCCAACAGCAUUCAUCUGCUAUUUACGCUGUUGAAUGCUUGGUGGAGGUCUAUUCUCAGCAGUGGAACUUUGAUAGACUAAUGAAUGAAUGUAUUCUAUUUUAGUACAACAUGAACGAUAUCGUGUUAGAUUCGAGUCCGUCAGUUUAUUUCUGGAUGUUUUGUAAUUGUUACCGUUUUUCCGACACUGUAAUCUGCCUUACCUUUGAUCAUAUCUUAAAAUCUGGCACGAAUUCGUUGUUUUCCGCUGGACAGUUUUAGUUGUUUAGAUUGCGAAGAUAUUUUUUUUUUACGAUUUAUACUAAGAAUUGUACCAUCUAGUACUUCAGGCCAGGGCCGGAUAGUGGCGUAGGCUGUUGCCGGAUUUUUGAAGCCGCUAGCUUCAAUAAAACGACAAGAUGGCAAAAUGUGUCAAUGACUGUAUUUCUGUGCACUUAAAGUUAAAACUAAUUAUAUACGUCCCACUGCUGCGCACAGGCCUCCUCUCAUUUCUAAGAUGGUUAUGGCGACAUGGAGCAAUUAAUCUGCUGUAGUCUAUUACUAGAACUCUAUCUCUUUCUACUAAUAUAGUCACUGUGAGUCAUAGAUCAUUAUGUAUUUUUUGUGAGUUCAUAUUAAUUUAAUUAAAUCUGUAGUUAAAUCGAU